This is a messenger RNA of Scophthalmus maximus (turbot), 1732 nucleotides long. RefSeq names its product T-cell acute lymphocytic leukemia 2 (gene tal2). The transcript is spliced from 2 exons. Gene Ontology annotation, molecular function: protein dimerization activity; DNA-binding transcription factor activity, RNA polymerase II-specific; RNA polymerase II cis-regulatory region sequence-specific DNA binding. The coding region runs from base 602 to 940 and encodes 112 amino acids. Gene Ontology annotation, biological process: regulation of transcription by RNA polymerase II. The record is from RefSeq and is a predicted model, not a curated record. NCBI's taxonomy places the organism in Eukaryota, Metazoa, Chordata, Actinopteri, Pleuronectiformes, Scophthalmidae.
GUCUCAGUUUAACGUCAAUGGGAAUGCAUUUGUCACCUUUGGUGCUAACCUUCAAGGAUUAAAUGAGCAAUGAAUCAUAAAUGCAGCACAAAUAGUCACUUAAAAGGCUGUUGAAUCAUGAAAGCACCCCCCCACACACAUAAAAAGACCCCAAAUGGCCUCAAAUGUUGCACAGAAACACCUGAAAAUCAUAUUUAGUGAGUGUUUAUGAACAAUAUAACCCUGAAGUCGUCUCUACCGGUUAAGCAGGAGGGGUGUGUGUGUGUGUGUGUGUGUGUUUUAACAAUCACUUCUCAGUUAACACCAACCUCCUCGACAGCACACGUCACACAAUAGGCUUCAACCCUGCUAUAAAAAUGUGGGAUGGGAGCAUGCAGCAGUCUUCCCCCCUCUAUUCUCAUCCCUCCCUCCCUCCCUCUCUUUCUCUUCCACUUGCUCCUUCCCUCUCGCUCAUAAGGAUUUCUCAGCGAGCAUGAGAAGACGCAGCUGAGUGGACAUUUAAACCCCCCCCCCCCGGACUCUGAUGACCUGCCAACGCUGCGACUGAGACCUCCGUUUACCUUUUUUCUGCGAACACAACACAGCUCUACUCUACGGCACCAUGACCAGGAAGGUGUUCACCAACACGAGGGAGCGCUGGCGCCAGCACAACGUCAACACCGCCUUCGCGGAGCUGCGCAAGCUCAUCCCCACCCAUCCACCGGAGAAGAAGCUGAGCAAGAACGAGAUCCUGCGCCUGGCCAUGCGCUACAUCAACUUCCUGGUGCAGCUGCUGGAGAGCCAGAGCGGCCAGCCGGCCAGCCACUCCCCCACCGCGCUGCUCACCUUCCUCAAAGGGAACAUGGAGCAGCUGCAGUCCCCACCACACACCUGGGCCCUGAACAGUGACACCGAAGCGCCGUCACCGGGGUCGAGCUGCGACAGCGCCGAGGCCUGGUAGAAAACACAGCUCGGGAAAUUUACUUGAGUGGACUUUUCCCCGAGUCUUAAAAAACUGAUCUCGGUCCUUUCUCAAGAUUCCUUUUUGUCCCUGCAUUUGUCACCUUCAGAGCAGAAGAUGCAAUAUUGUGUGAUUUCUUUUUGUGGACUCCAAAUGUGGCCGCCUCCCUCGCUGAUCAGUGUUUAAAUAUGAUUUGCAGGUGAAAAUUUAAUUUGUAUUCUGCAUGGAUGUGUUAAAACCUGGAUGUACAAUAUUCCCCUUCAUGUCUUCAUGUUAAUAUUCCUUGUUGCCGUCCUGCCUGGAACUAAUUUACUUUUGCAAUAAGAGGAUGUUUUGCCAAUGAGGAAAAUGGAGGGGAUUAAGGAAUUUCUCAUUUAAAGCAAUAGAUUCUGCGAGGCAUUUGAAAAGAUAAUGGCUCCGCCAAUUCUCCAGACUGCAAUCAUCUCAAAAAGCCAAGGGCACUUUUUUUAUUUAAAUCGACAUGCUGUUUUUUUUUUCUUCUUGAGGAGACAAAAAUCUGACCUUUCUUUUCAAUUAUCAAGGUUACGUGACUUCUGAAGAAUCAUUUCCAAGAAAGACUAUUUCCUGUUUCACGGCUCAGUGUUUGUAAAAAAAAUAUACGCAUGUAACAUGGCCAAAGAUUAUGAAUUGAUUGUCUACUGUGAAGAGUGUGCAAAUUGUCGAUACCUCUUUUGUAAGUUAUUUUCGGUUUUAUUGUGAAUAUACAGUAUGUUAUUUAUUUGAACUAUUUAUUUAAAUGAAUGAUUUGUUAAUAAAAAAAAAACUCCUGAA